CAAGGAAUAUGGAUCGAUUUACACGCGAGUUUUUCGAGCGGGAAUCCAGAAGUGGCAUGAUUUGCCAAUGCCGCUGGACACUGCCCUUUGGCAGACUGCUGUCUGCGGGUUACAGGGUGGCGCGCAGGAAACUGCCCAAACGAUCAGUUACG
Molecule: messenger RNA, 152 nt
Organism: Amoebophrya sp. A25
Lineage: Eukaryota; Dinophyceae; Syndiniales; Amoebophryaceae
Source: the annotation of a GenBank genome assembly